AUGGGACAAACUGGAGCCCUCCUAAAAGAUACCUUCAUCAUAACCAUGCCACCGUUUGAUGACCUCCAAGUUCUUGUAAAUUUUAAUUUUUGAGAAUUAUCCAACGGUGUAGAUUCAAGGCUGAAGCAAAGUUUAAGUAGACCCCACAUAAACAGUAUUUAAUUUGUCGAAAGUUCAGCUGUGUCCGGACCAUAGGAAGACCCAAGGAGGAAGGACAGACGUGGGGAAAUAAAGAGGGAAAAACAUGGAGAAAGCAAAGUGAGAGAGAGAGAGAGAGAAAGAGUCUUUGUUUUUUUUUUCUUUUGAAAUCCAACCGCUCUAAUUGUCGAAUUCAUUUGCACCAAAUCCCACAAAUUUAAAAACCCAUAUCCGAAAACCUUCUCUCGUCAAUACCCAGAUCUAGUUUUCUCAGAAUUCGAUCAAAUUCUUCCAUAUUUGAUCUUCUUCCUCUGUUUUCUUCAUGGUGUUCUUUUUUUUCUUAUACAAAAUCAUUCCUCUCUGUUCAAGGCCAAGACUUUGUCUGUGUUUCACUAGCUCCUUAAUCCAUCAUCUCUCUUUCGGGAAGAAAUUCAACCAUGGGAAUUCAGAAAGACAGGGUGAGAUUCAACGUCGGAGGCAGAAUCUUCGAAACGACAUCGACGACGCUCGCAAACGCCGGCCGUAACUCCGUCUUCGGAGCGAUGUUCGACGAGAACUGGAACCUCCAAAAAUUCACCAACUCCUCCUCCGAUGAAUACUACUUCAUUGAUCGGAACCCAGAUUGCUUCGCGGUCCUCCUCGAUCUCCUCCGAACCCAAGAGCUGUAUCUUCCAUCCAACGUCCCCGAAAAGCUUCUCUACAGAGAAGCCCUCUAUUACGGUCUCCUCGACCAUGUUCGCUCUGCGAAAUGGGGUCAAUUCGAUGGCAACAGACUGAGACUCUCGAGGUCCGUAACGGGUCAAGCCCCUGGUGACGGUACGGCAAUUCGAGCCGGCCCAGAUGGUGGUUGCUGUGUUGCCCAUGGUAGUAUGGUCCAUGUGUAUGAUUGGAUGCUAGAAGAGCACCCACCAAUCAAUCUUGAUUACCAGAGGGUAAACGAUGUUGGUUGGAUUGAUUCUGAGAAUGUUGUGGUAAGUGUUUGUGAGAGAUUGGGCCGUGGUGAAGGAGGUAUGGGUCUGUUCAGCUCAUCAACUGGGGACCUCAGGUACAGAUUCCAUGUCAGCCAUGAUAAUCAAGACAAGAGCUUCACUGCUGGGGCCUUGAGUUUCAGCUCGGACUAUAAGAUAUUUUCGAGUUGUAAAGGUAGGAGCAAUGAGUAUGGGAUUGGAGUUUGGGACCAAGUGACUGGGAAGCAGAUUGAUUUUUUCUAUGAACCUCUUGGUUGGUCACUUGGUGAUGCUGAUAAGCUUCAAUGGUUGGAUGGUAGCAACUGUUUAUUGGUUGCAACUUUGUUUCCUAGGAAAGACAACUGUUAUAUUAGUCUGUUGGAUUUCAGGGAAAAAAAUAUGGUUUGGUCUUGGUCUGAUAAUGGGGCUCCCAUAACAGUGGAUGAGAAGAGGGUUAGAGAUGCAAUCGCAAUGGAGGAGAGCAGCUCAAUCUAUGUGGUGAAUGAGUAUGAGGAUUUGGGUUUCAUUGAUCUGCGGAUUAAUGGUGGGAGUAUUAGGUGGAGCUCAAGAAGCAGGCUGAUGAAGGGGUCGAUGCCUGAUGAGCCAUGUUAUCCAAAACUGGCUUUGCAUGAGGGACAGCUAUUUUCAUCCAUGAAUGAUUCAAUUUCUGUGUUCUGUGGACCUGACUGGGUUUUGACUUCUAGGCUUAGACGAAGCUAUGGAGGUUCAAUUUGUGAUUUUUCCAUUGGUGGGGAUCGGCUUUUUGCUCUUCACAGUGAGGAAAAUGUGUUUGAUAUAUGGGAAACUCUAUCUCCACCAAUUAUAUGAAUUUUUCCUUUUUUUUUUUUUUUUUUUUUGGGCUUAGAGAGUGUUUUUGUCGUGGAUGAGUUUCAUUGGCCUUUCACAUACAUGGUUUUUUGCCAUAUACUUUUUAGAUUGUAUAAGAUGAAAGUGCAGAAAAAAAAUACUAUGUAGACUAGAAAUACUCGAAGAGAGAUUCUUGAGUUCUGAGCUUGUGCAUAGAAUCUGCUCACUACCAAAGAGAAGUGAUCUUUUUAACUAUAUUAUAUACCUGAUGUUAUAGAUACCUAAAGUUUUUGGAUAA
Ziziphus jujuba (common jujube) is the source of this 2190-nucleotide messenger RNA. RefSeq names its product BTB/POZ domain-containing protein At2g24240. Gene Ontology annotation, biological process: protein homooligomerization. Bases 576 to 1913 code for a protein of 445 amino acids. The record is from RefSeq and is a predicted model, not a curated record. The transcript is spliced from 2 exons. Gene Ontology annotation, molecular function: protein binding. Lineage: Eukaryota; Viridiplantae; Streptophyta; Magnoliopsida; Rosales; Rhamnaceae.